Peromyscus californicus insignis is the source of this 4539-nucleotide messenger RNA. RefSeq names its product translation initiation factor IF-2-like. Bases 1 to 1065 code for a protein of 354 amino acids. Lineage: Eukaryota; Metazoa; Chordata; Mammalia; Rodentia; Cricetidae. The record is from RefSeq and is a predicted model, not a curated record. The transcript has 3 exons.
AUGGUGGGGCACGCCGGUGAUGCGCUGCAGCGAGGGGGCGAGGAACCGAGUUCGAGGACUCUGGCGAGGAGGCUGCCGGAGUCCGCCGCGGAGGAGGAGGAGGAGGAGGAGGAGGCGGGCGGGCGGCGAAGGCGGCUGCAGCGAGCGCGGAGCAGGACCCGGGAACAAUGCAAAGAUGGCUUUUCGGAGCAAUUAGUGGGCGGUGCUCGGCCACCCUGGGGCGAGCGCGAUUGGCUGAGCGCGGGGAGCGGGCGUCUUCUCAUUGGCCCGCUUCCGAACAAUGGGCAAGUGAGCUUAAAGCGGCAGUGCCUCAGCCCGGCGCGCGCCGCGCAGUCCCCCGCCGCACUGUCAUUCAGAGUCUCGGACGUGUCGGGGCUCGGCGGGGCCGGGCCGGGGCCCGUGCGCGCGCGCCGCCCUCCUCCUCCUCCUCCUCCUCCUGCCGCGCGGCCCCGCGGCUGUUUUGCUCAAGCUCCUGACGCAGACGAGCAAAGCGCGGCAAAGCCGCCCGCCCAGCGCCCGUCCUCCCCCUCCCUCGCGACUGCUCGGAAGGAGGGGGAGGGGAGGGAGGGAGGGCGAGCGCUGGGCGGCGCUUGCCCCGGGCGGUGCCCCGCGCGUUUCCCGCGCCCACGGCCGGCCCGCACCUUCGACCAAGAGUCGUCUCGGUGCAAGUGGGCGCGAGUCCACGGCGGGCACGCGGGCUCUCGCACCCCCCGCCCCGUCCUCCUCUCCCGCCGUCUCGGCGGCGCUGACCCCCGCCGCCCGCCCCCAGUCGCGCCGUCCAGGGCCACGCUGAUGCGUGGGCCUCGCGCCAAGCACACACUCGGGGACUCGUGCGCGCAGGGGCUGGGUGGGGGUGCGAGUUCCUGCCCUCGGGCGGGACCGUCCGUGGGCCCCGCGGGCCCCGCGUCCGCUGGAAGUUCACUGCCGUCGCGGCAGCCCGUGGCCGCUUUCCAGGGCCGCGCCCGGCCAUCGGGUCUCCAGUGGGCAUGCGAACACCGCGCAGCUGAGGGGAGCUCGCCGCUUGGGCCAUUAGGGCUAGUCCUUGCGGGGCUCCUUCAAACUUGAGCCACUCAAGGAACCACGCGGGCCCGGGAGAAAGAAAACCCAUAAAGAUGCCACACUCAAGAUGGCGUUGGGCUCGGCAAGCGUGGCGUGACGUGGCGACCCAGCUCGCAGGAACGGCUUCAGAACGCUAGGUUGCUCGCUUCUCAUCGCCAUCGCGGUCGGCUGUCGAGCUAAGAAACCUGUUCCGUGAGCAGACAGGCUAGAGCGGCUGUGAACGGACUCCGAGGCGCCACCUUCGCCACACUCAAGAUGGCGGCAGAUCGCGUCCGACCGUGUGCUGCCAGGAGGGGGCGCCCGACACGGAAGGCGGGACUUGGGAAAAACCCGCGCACACUGGCUGAGAGUGGCGGGCGAACACAAAGUUGACGCUUUGCGUCCUGCCAUUGGCCGGUCCUGCCGUCUGUCUCCUGGGGCCGUGGACCCGGGCGCGGGGAAAACCCGGAGUUUGGAAUCGGGGAGGACGGAUGGAUGCCAAGUUCCGUAGAGCUUUGAGGUCGAGGCGAGGGACCGAAUUGCCCUUAUCGGUUCCCUCGGGUGCUUCGGCCCGCCCCACCGGGAGGCCCCUUUCCUGAGCUCGAGGAGAGCGGAGGAACGCGCAGGGUCGAGGAACUGCUGCAGCUCGACCCGGCAUCUACCCGCGAGCCGCACGUGGCCGGCCCGGAUCCCGCGCACGUGCCAGUCGCGCUAGCCUUGUGCGCCUCGGCGAGCCACUUUGCCUUUAAGGAGAAGGCCUUGCCGCCGCCCUUUGGCCUGCUCGCACUCCCGUUGUCCAGCGUCGCUCCUGUCCCGGGAGCCCCUCGGCCACAGCGGGGUCUGGCUCUUCCCAGAGCGCACCAAUGGCUGGAGAUAGGCAUCUCCCCAAGUUGGUCGCCCCAGCGCCCUAGGUUCCACAGGCCGACCCUGAGUCCGAACUCUACCCCACCCCCGCCAGCUGCCUCACUUUCCAUAAACUGAGAAGGGCCUUUGAGCCGCAGCUGCCAAAGACCUCUCUUUUGUAGGAGGGAUUGUGCUUCAUGGUAAACAGAGAAGGAGAGUGCCUCUACCUGGGGCUUAUCCAUUAGGCUCCCGUUACUCUACUCUCCAGGGUAUGAUUCCAUCUACAAAGCCCAGAUGCACAAAGAACUUGGCCUGUGCCGCAUCUUAGCAGUUGUGGCUUCUGACUUCACAGCUGAAGAGUAGACCAGGUUCUGGAUCGGGGGAGCAGAGGGGGGUGGGGUGGCCAGCAGUGAGCAGCUGGAUGAGUAUGAAUUUCCCUCGAAGAACUGCUUUAUCUGGUCAUGUGCCUGUGCCCCUGCCGUUACUAGAAGGGAGAGGGAGACUCAGGCAUCUGGUUCCAGAAGCCACCUACAUUCAAGCGCUUACCAACCACCCACUGUGUUCACGACAGUGAGUGUCUGACUCAUGCAAUCAAAAACAAACCCAGAGGUUCUAGAAAGAGACUUAGAGUUACCAAGUAAACCAUGAUCAGAGCUCUGGCUAUCUAUGGUUGAGAAGACCCGGAACAGAAGUCACCUCUGGACCAGAACUGCUGCAGUUAUUGAGGCCAUGAUGGGUCCAUGACAGAGCUGAGAACAGUGUCCAGCACAUUCAGGGAAAUACGCUCUCAGGAUGCCGCCUUCCAUCUGCCAUCUGUAUGUAAGCGUGUUGCUUUAAGGGUAUCUACAGGACUCUGGCAAAAGGAACAACGUCUUCAGCAGAUUUUUCUCAUGUUCAGUGGCAAACGAGGACGGUGUCUUCACUGGGUUUCUAAAGUCUGUGAUUCAGUGCCCAGCAUGGUUGGCAGUGCCUUUGGCCUCCGAGGAAUGAUGGAGUCUGGGAGGUAGCCACAGUGGAACAGGCCUCAAAAACUCCCGCCUUCCCGCCCUUCAGAACCCCUGGAGUUUCAGGCUGUGGUUUCCUUGCUCAGGCGUCAGGGCCUGGGGAGCUGCCAGCUGCCUUUCAACCCUCCCGCCUUGCCAGCGGCAGGAUUGUGCAAGAGCAGUCCCAUCCCCCGUGUGCCCCCCCUCCCGCCAUGGCUGCUCUCUCUAGCAGGCCUGGACUUGCCUGCCCUCACUGUCCUCCCUGGGGAGCUGGGCUCGAGGCCCUGGUACUCACACAGGUCUGGCACCCUGGGAGGCUCCUACCAGCAGGGAGAGGGUAGGGAAUGUCUUUUGACAUUGGAGGCCAAAGCCUGCAGAGCCUGGGUGCUGGCGGGAGCCAAGUGAGGUAAGGAAGCUGGAGGAGGUGAGUGUGCAGAGGCAGCAGCCAUAACCCCUAGGUUCAAGAGCGCUGUCCUGCCAGACUUCUGUACACGUGCCCCCCCUGCAGAGACUCCAGGAAUCUUGUGUCUGCUGUGCCUUUUCCUGGCCACCUUCCCUGAAUCCCAGCGCCUGGUGUACCUAUUUGCAUAGCUGAGCUUGUGGGUGUUUUUUGCUUAAGCUCUGGUUACACUGGUGAGUGAGUGGGCCCAGCCUCACCUCAGGAUGGCACAGGAAGAUGCUGGCUGCAGGAGCCCAUGAGCUGGCACACACCUGGGUAACCACCUUCGAAGGCCUCUGAGCUGCUGCAACUGGCAAAGAAGUAGGGUCCCUAUGAGACCUUGAAUUCAGCAGAGACUCUCCACACUUCUGCCUUCCUGCUACACCAUCCAACUUGGGGCCAGCUGAGGUCACACAGAAGAGCGAGGGCCAUGGAGAUGAGAUGCUUCCACACCAGCAAGGUCCUCUGAGCAGGGCCCAGCAUGGAGAUGUCCCUCAGGCUGUUCUGCAGAACAGUUAGACCUUCCAGGCAUGUUCUGUGAUUUUCACAGGGAGAAAGAGUCAGGUAAAUGUCUCUAUAGGAAUAUCUCAAAACCAGACAGGGCCUCACCGAGCUUAAACCUGGCCAGGGAGGGCAAGGCCUGGUGCGUGCCUUUUUAUAGAAGUGUGUGCACCAUGCAUGAGAAGUCCAAGGUAAGAGCUGUCCCUCACACCUGAACCAGGUUGCCCUGCCAUCCCUCAGCUACUUCACGCUCUCUCGGGCCCUGAAAUGUGACCAUUUACUGGCUCCUUGUGUCAGCUUUCACUUUGGUUGUGGUACUCUCCGUUAAAGUGAUGUAUAAGGUUACCUCAAGAACACUGACAGAUGCUUCCCAUACACACAUCUUCUGGAAAAUUCUCAUAAUCCACACUUCGUUAAGCAGCAGAAUAGGGAGAGAACAGCAUGGGAUCCCGGCUCUGGCUGACUCCUCACAGAACCCCACUGUUCUGAGGCACAAAAUUUUUUGGCCAAGACAUAUUUUUAAGAUCCCCAAAGUAGGGCUGGAGAGAUGGCUCAGAGGUUAAGAGCACUGCUUGCCCUUCCAAAGGUCCUGAGUUCAAUUCCCAGCAACCACAUGGUGGCUCACAACCAUCUGUAAUGAGAUCUGGCACCCUCUUCUGGCCUGCAGGGAUAUGUGCAGACAGAACACUGUAUACAUAAUAAAUAAAUCUUUUAAAAAAAAAAAAAAAAAAAAAG